Molecule: messenger RNA, 354 nt
Organism: Fusarium verticillioides 7600
Lineage: Eukaryota; Fungi; Ascomycota; Sordariomycetes; Hypocreales; Nectriaceae
Exons: 5
Coding region: 1-354 (117 amino acids)
Source: RefSeq, a predicted model, not a curated record
AUGUCUCAAUCAGAUAAGGCACUCCGUAUCUGCACUCUCACCAACACGAUAACUUCCAGAAUCUACCCAGGAUCAAACUGGGCACGAUAUGUGUGUCUGGCUACCAGGUACACAGCAAGAAAGACCGAAUUCGCCAUCCAUGUUCAAGCCGCAUUCGACUUUAUAUAUAGACCGAAACUCUCGAUAUCGUUCCCAAUGACCGUCGGCUUCUACUUCGAGGAGCAGACAUUCAACAUCCCAGGUAGAACCAUUGGUCAGUCUUCGGGUCACGAAUCUAUAGACGUUGACACCUUCUCACGGAAGCAACGUGGAAACCAGCUCAUGACCCAAAAGCCCGACGAGAUAUGGGACUAA